This is a messenger RNA of Penicillium brasilianum, 1500 nucleotides long. Lineage: Eukaryota; Fungi; Ascomycota; Eurotiomycetes; Eurotiales; Aspergillaceae. The record is from the annotation of a GenBank genome assembly.
AUGGCUGCCGAAGAGCUCUCGGAGGCCGGAAUGGCUGAUAUCAUUCGAGCCCUGGAGGUCAUACACAGCCCAACCUCCACCAAUGCGCUCCGCAAAGAGGCUUUGUCCUUUGUCGAGGCGCUGAAAGAUAACGAGGCGGCAGCUCGCAACGGAUUUCUGCUAGCUUCGCGAGCAGAUCAUGCUGCUGUUGUGCGGUAUUUCGGUCUGACCCUGCUGGACCACGUUUUGCGCCAUUUGUCUUUCACCAGCCCCGAGGAAUCCACGAACCUUCGAUCGAUGAUCCUUCAGCUCGCCGAGAAUAUUCGACCCGAGGACCCGAGUUUUUUCCGCAACAAGAUCCCGCAGCUCUGGUCGGAAGCCGCUAAGAAGAGCUGGGGCUUGGAUUGGGCGGAUAUGGAUGAGGCGCUUGUCAAAUUCUGGGGUGUGUCUCUAGUACAUAACGAGCUAGUACUCUCCGUAUUGGAAACUUUGUCGGAAGACGUCUUCUUUCGUGAGGAUACCGUCUCUUCUUUGCGUGGCUCCGAGCUCAAUCGUGCGCUCGUCGAGAUCUUCACACCUGCCGCGAUUUUUGAGCAAAUCAAUCCCGACAAAUCCACCACUGCCGUUCUGCGAUGUGGACAGGAGGGUUGGCUAGUUCGAAUUUGCGAGUUUUUGGACAAUUGCGUACAGAACGUCUCGACCUCGCGUGAAGCACGCGAUGCGGCCGUCAAGGCUCUAACAACGCUGAGAUCUGCACUUUCUUGGUCAAUCUUCAAAGCCGUUAUCGCCGGACAGGUCGUUGCGAGUGUCUUUAGGGCUUUGACCUGCCAAGACGAACAAGUGUUGCUGGCUGCGGUUGAGGCAUUGCAUUCACUUUAUGGGCGGAACAAUAUGGGAAAUGACGAGUCUCACGGUCUAGUCUGCCUGAUCUUUGAGAGCGACUAUCUCAAUACCCUUCGAAAUCUAUAUCAGUGGUCCAUUGUUGGCCCAGAGGAUGCGGAUGAGCCGAAGUACUUGAUCUCUAAAAAACUUUCGGAGAUGAUCUCCUAUGUUGCUGGCUGCUUGGAGGACGAGAGGUUCCUUCGAGACACCAUGCACCGUCUAGAUCUCCCGCCCUUCUUCAACUUCAUGUUGAACAUCAUGCAACACCAGAGCUUGACUGUAUCUAUCCCGUGUCUUCAUUUGUGGUCAAGACUUUUGGGUGUUCAAAAGAUUGGCACUUCAGAAUUUGUGGUCAACCAGACCCCGACUUUCCUCACCGUCUGUACGCAGCGUUUGAUACGGUGGGAGUCCCUUCCGACAGAGUCGGAGGAUCCGACGAUCCAGUUCCUCGCGGAGGAUAUUGACACGAUCCCGGAGCGUCAUGCAUUCCUUGGCAAUUAUCGUCGCUAUUGUUCGUCGAUCAUUGAGACCAUUACCCAGAAGCGUGCUCAGGAGGCGGUACGCGAGAUCCUUGGACGAGUUGAUGAGAACUUGGACAACCUAUACAGUGGUGCUGAGCCAUUUCAAAGUACGUCUUGA